CAGAAAAGAAGAAAAAACAACUCAGCUGCUGAGCUGCCUUCCCUCAUCUGAAAAAGAAUUUCAUUUCAUGCUGGAGGAGAGAAAGAGAUAGAGAGAGCGAGCUUGACCCACUAGGCCACCACUAAGCAGCUACAGUUGUCCCAGCAGCAGCAAGAAAAAAUUCAAAAACAAUUAAAAAAAUAGUAUCUAAUCGAUCCCACACCCGGGUCAUAUUAUGAUCAUGGAAGGUGAUAAUGAAAAUGGGAUCCGCAUCCGUCCCAAUUUUCCAUUACAGUUUCUCGACAAGAGGAAGGAAGAAGAAGCAGCAGCCUCCUCCAGCUACGGUGGCGCUGAGCAGCCUAACAAGGCCGUGGUAGUUGCCCGAUCCAGCUCCGGUGAUGUGUCCACCAUUCCAGAAAAGAAGCCGGCUCCUCCCAAGAGGACGUCAACUAAGGACAGGCACACCAAAGUUGACGGUCGUGGCCGCCGGAUCCGCAUGCCUGCCACGUGCGCCGCUAGGGUUUUUCAGCUGACGAGAGAGCUAGGGCACAAGUCGGAUGGUGAGACCAUCGAGUGGCUGCUCCAGCAGGCCGAGCCGGCCGUCAUCGCCGCCACCGGGAGCGGAACCAUUCCUGCCAACUUCACAUCACUCAACAUCUCACUGAGGAGCUCGGGGUCGAGCAUGUCGGCGCCGUCGCACUUGAGGACCAGCGGCUACUUUAACCCCAAUAACAGUAGCAGCUUGUUGUUCGGCGGCGGCGCGUCGCAGUUGAUGGAGGAGCAGCAGCGCCGGAGGGUGUUGUUUCCGGGGGUUGAUUUGUCUGCUCCGUCUUCAAUGUUGUUGAAUUUCAACUCCGGAAAUGUGAAUGCGAUGUUGGAAGCGAAGCAGGAAAUGCGUGAUCAAGGUAACAAUAAUAGUUCUAGUACUACUCUUGCUCUUGAUCAUAUGUCCAGAGAGGGGACUAGUAUAGGAAGAAAGAGAAGGCCAGACGAGCAAGAUUUGUUAUCGUCAUCCUCCACGGGGUCGAUUCCGGCCAGCCAGAGUACGACUCCGGCGACAUUUUGGAUGGUGGCGAAUCCUUCUAGUAACAACAACAACCAAGGCCAGGCUGGGAAUAUGAGUGGUGGUGGUGGCAGCAAUGCUCAUCUUCAUCAUCAAGACCCUCCUAUGUGGACAUUUCCUACCAUUAAUGGUAACCAUGGGCUGCAUUUCAUGAAUUUUGCUCCUCCAAUGGCAAUACUACCAAGCCAAGUGCAAUUGGGGACCUCGGGAUUGAGCACCGGUGGCGGCGUCGGAGGAGGCGCAAUGGCGGACAGCCACUUGGGUAUGCUGGCGGCGCUCAAUGCCUAUAGGCCAAUUAUCGGCGGUGGCGCUCCGGCGAAUGGGCAGCAUCCAUCAGACGAUGCGGAUGAGGGACAGAAUGAUGAGCAUUCAAAUGCUAGCCAACGUUAAUCCUAGGUCAACUACAAGAGUAUGGCUUGCUAAGCUUAAUUUGGUUGGAUUUUAAUUAAGCGCUUUCAUGUUCUAAUUGUUUUAGCAAUUAGCUAGACAAGUCUCUAAAAGUGCAUAUAUGUUCGAUCAUCUGCAACAAGUUAUGGUGCGCGCGAGUUUGAUUGCUUUGGAUUUGAGUUGAUUGUUGGAUUUCAGUGUGAGACAAUAUAUAUAUAUGAUCGACCAAGUAGUACUUGUGAGAAGAUUUUAGGGUUUUGCGAGAGAGAAAGAAUUAACAUGCGUGCUGUUCUUGCUUUUACACAGGAUGGGUUGGUUUUUUCCUUCUGGUGUGUAUUGAAAAAUGACUCCAUGAUUUGCUUGUGAUGAACUUUCCAUGCAUGCACUGAUCUAUAUAUCUCUCUCUGAUUAUAUUCUCUGUGU
This is a messenger RNA of Fragaria vesca subsp. vesca, 1852 nucleotides long. RefSeq names its product transcription factor TCP14-like. The record is from RefSeq and is a predicted model, not a curated record. The transcript has 2 exons. Gene Ontology annotation, cellular component: nucleus. Gene Ontology annotation, molecular function: DNA-binding transcription factor activity; sequence-specific DNA binding. The coding region runs from base 215 to 1432 and encodes 405 amino acids. Lineage: Eukaryota; Viridiplantae; Streptophyta; Magnoliopsida; Rosales; Rosaceae.